This is a messenger RNA of Opisthorchis viverrini, 1770 nucleotides long. RefSeq lists its product as hypothetical. Gene Ontology annotation, molecular function: transmembrane transporter activity. Lineage: Eukaryota; Metazoa; Platyhelminthes; Trematoda; Opisthorchiida; Opisthorchiidae. The transcript has a single exon. Bases 1 to 1770 code for a protein of 589 amino acids. Gene Ontology annotation, cellular component: membrane. Gene Ontology annotation, biological process: transmembrane transport. The record is from RefSeq and is a predicted model, not a curated record.
AUGGGUGGAAAACGGCUCGUGGAUUUCGAAUCCAUUUUAGCAGACGUCUACGGUACAGGAUUCUAUCAAAUCACUUUACUGAUUGCGUGCUCAAUGACAUGCUUUAUUGGUGGUUUGGAAAUUCAGACGAUUCUGUUUAUGCACUAUACACCCGCGUUCACUUGUCAAGAAGUACCAGCAUCAUUGCCACUUUCCGUGAACUGGGUGCCCCGGGAAACGUACGAAAAACUCGUUCAGCAUCCGAACGAUACGACAUGGUUGGGACACGCAUCUAACAGUACUGUUCAACAAUGCUGGGCUGUACUCACACACCCAUCAUCCAAUGAGGUAACACCGUUUUCCUGCUCAAACUGGACAUAUGAUCAAACAAUAAUGUCCAAUACAGUUGUAACACAGUUUAACCUUAUAUGUGAUCGAAAUUUUUGGGUUCCCUUAAUGGAAGCCUCUUAUCUGAUAUUCAAUUCUGUUGGGUUCGUCGUCGCUUUUGUGAGUGAUAAAAUCGGAAGACGAAUUCCACUACUUGGGUUUGCUGCGUGGGGGAUAGUCAUAUGUCUUGCCACACCAUUUGUACAAUCCCUUCCAGUACUACUAUUUUUGCGCUGCUGUCGUGGAAUGUCUACUGCUCUUAUGUACAUUGGAAUAAACUUACUUUCUGAACUGGUACCAGUCAGCUAUCGGGCUGCCUACGGUAAUGUGUACUGGACAUCAUGGCCCGUUGGUUAUAUGGUUUGUGCCGGUAUAGCCUACUUGGUACGUGACUGGUUCACCCUGCGGCUAUGGUCAUGCGUAUUUCUGUUGCCCUAUCUCUGCUAUCCCUUCAUUGUUGUUGACUCACCGCGGUGGUUGUACGUCCGCGGACGAAAGAAGGAAGCCAUAAAGAUACUGCAAAAAUUGGCCCGAUGGAACCGGGUUUCGCUUCCAGCCGACUAUUUCGAUCGAAUUGAAGACAGAUUACCAUCUGAGAUCGUGAAUUGUGGGGGAAACUCUUUGGUAAGUUACGAUGCAAUUUCAAGUAAUGGGAUUUCAAUUGAUCGAUUAAAGGACAACGAGCAGGCCAACGAUGAGAAAGAGGACAGUUUUAUGGAUAUCUUUAGGUACCCGAACUUGCGGAAUAAUACACUGAUUUUCUGUGUCGUACACAUCGCUAUUGCUGUUGUGUACUACGGCCUAAUUAUGGACAGUCUGUUCACCAUUGACGACAUUUUUAUGAACAUGGUUCUAUCGGGUUUGGUGGAGCUACCUUCCAGUUUUUUGUCGUGGGCAGCAUGCGCAUAUUUAGGACGAAGAAGCUCAACUGCCGCUCUUCUUCUCAUUUCGGGUAUUGGUGUCCUCGUUUCACGCAUGGUAACCCCAAACGUUACUGUUCUGCGCACAACAACUGCGUUAAUUGUGAAGUUCGCUCUUGGGAUUGCAUACUGCGUAGCUGAUCUCUUCAUUACAGAGCUCUAUCCAACAACAUUACGCAAUAUCGGAUUCUUCACCGUGGUCACACUUGCAGGACUAGCGUCUGCGGUUGCUCCGUACAUAAACUAUCUCGGUCGCAUAAACACGUACCUGCCCUAUUUGAUUUACGCGGGCCUGUCGAUUGCUUCCGCAAUCAUGGUUCAAUUCGGGCUUCCUGAAACACGUGGCUGUCCACUUCCACAAACCGUGAAGGAGUCACAGGGCUUCGUCCGGGGAAAGGAACGUGACUGGUGUGAGAAAAGAAAACGCAUCUACGUAGAUCCAGCCGUUGGAAACACUAUUAUACCCAUCCCGGUCAAUGAAUGA